Messenger RNA from Manihot esculenta (cassava), 1022 nucleotides. RefSeq names its product vacuolar protein sorting-associated protein 2 homolog 1. Gene Ontology annotation, biological process: late endosome to vacuole transport; protein transport; endosome transport via multivesicular body sorting pathway. The record is from RefSeq and is a predicted model, not a curated record. Lineage: Eukaryota; Viridiplantae; Streptophyta; Magnoliopsida; Malpighiales; Euphorbiaceae. Gene Ontology annotation, cellular component: ESCRT III complex; multivesicular body. Bases 84 to 758 code for a protein of 224 amino acids. The transcript has 5 exons.
GAAAUCAAAAGAAAACAAUACAAAGCUAUCUUCCAUUGGAGAAGGCAAGCAGAAUAGAAAGAUAGAGAUUUUACAAAGAAAAAAUGAGUUUUCUAUUUGGCAAGAGAAAGACGCCUGCAGAGCUUCUGAGGGAGAAUAAGAGGAUGAUAGAUAAGUCGAUUAGAGAAAUAGAAAGGGAAAGACAGGGUCUUCAAGCUCAAGAAAAGAAGCUGAUCGUUGAGAUAAAGAAGAAUGCUAAACAAGGGCAGAUGGGAGCUGUUAGGGUAAUGGCAAAAGACCUCAUAAGAACACGACAUCAGAUUGAAAAGUUUUAUAAGCUUAAAUCACAACUCCAGGGUGUAGCUUUGAGAAUCCAGACACUGAAAUCAACUCAAGCAAUGGGAGAGGCCAUGAAAGGUGUCACAAAGGCAAUGGGCCAGAUGAAUAGGCAGAUGAACUUGCCGUCAUUGCAGAAGAUAAUGCAAGAGUUUGAGAGGCAGAACGAAAAGAUGGAAAUGGUUACUGAGGUUAUGGGAGAUGCUAUUGAUGAUGCUUUGGAAGGAGAUGCUGAAGAAGAAGAAACGGAAGAGCUUGUAAAUCAGGUGCUUGAUGAGAUUGGAAUUGACAUCAAUAAUGAGCUGGUGAAUGCACCGUCAGCUGCUGUCUCUGCACCAGCAGCAAAGGACAAGGUUGCCCAAGCUGAAUCAACUGGAACUCAUGAAGAGAGUGGGAUAGAUGAUGAUUUACAGGCAAGAUUAGAUAAUUUAAGAAGGAUGUGAUUUGGGAGAUGAUGAGAAGAUCUUUGCUUUGCAAUAUAGACAAACAUGGACUGUUCAACACUCAUCUCUGAAUUGCUUAGUUGGUGUAAUAGUGAAAGAACUAGAUUUCGUUUUGUAUAUAGUUUGUUUGGAGCUUCUGCUAAUUUCCUUUUCACAUUUCUGAGGUGUUUGUUGCUAAUCUGUUAACUUUCAUGUAUCCCAGCAAACAUGGACAAUGAUUUUUAAUGAUAUUUUAAUAACAUUUCUCAGUAACUGUGUUGAACA